Messenger RNA from Quercus robur (English oak), 1569 nucleotides. RefSeq names its product putative F-box protein At3g24700. Gene Ontology annotation, molecular function: protein binding. The record is from RefSeq and is a predicted model, not a curated record. The transcript has a single exon. NCBI's taxonomy places the organism in Eukaryota, Viridiplantae, Streptophyta, Magnoliopsida, Fagales, Fagaceae. The coding region runs from base 233 to 1360 and encodes 375 amino acids.
UCUCUGGACUCUUAUUAGGUCGAAAAGAAAAGCGCAGGGCACAGAAACAGAACCGCAUGGUUUCUCCACCUUAAACUAUAGGCGUUGAACACACGCACACUUCUGGUGUGGCUGCUGGAGACACAGGUAACAGCAGUCUUAGAAUUAAACCUUAAUCUCCUCCGAAAGUGCAGGGGCAAUCUCUAGCAAACCGGACCAGAGUGAUCACUGAUUUGACAGAGAAGUCAGAGCCAUGGAAACAAGGACAGAGUAUUUGCCAGAAGAAAUACUCACAGACAUUCUCUUGAGGCUACCAGUCAAGUCCUUGAUGCGAUUCAGGUUGGUAUGCAAAUCUUGGUUUACCUUGUUGAAAAAUCCAAACUUUAUUGCCACCCAUCUCAAUCACUCAUCGGCCUAUAAUUGCAAUCACCUACUUGUUCACACUCAAGCCGAAAACCAUGCCAUCUCAUUGCUAUCAAACAAAACACUCAACGUUACACUAAAGAUAGAUAGUCCUAGAACUCCAAAAGUAGUAGAACGUGAAGUCAUUGUUGGUUCAUGUAAUGGCUUAGUCUGUUUGUCCCGGGACUCAGAGAUUGUCUUAUGGAACCCUGCAACAAAAGAACACAAGGUUCUACCUACACCAAGCAUUAGCACCGAGUGCAGGUCUAUAGGAUUUGGUUUUCAUGUUGAGGAUUACAAGGUUGUGAGGAUGGUGAAUUCUAAUUACCUAGUUAGUGGUAAAAUUACUCCCAAAGUUGAAGUGUACUCUACGAGUUCAGGUUCUUGGAGAGUGAUAAAUGCAAUUAUACCCUGUUAUGUUGAACAGAGAAAGUGUUCGGUGGUCCUCAAAGGAGUGCCAUAUUGGUUGGGGUUUGGACCCAUUUGUCCAAACACAAUCUUUGUACCUCGAAGAGAGGUGCUUCGUGAUGAGUUUGUCUUGUCCUUUGACAUGGGCAAUGAGGUUUUUCUACAGGUUGAUGUGCCUGGUGCUAAAGAUUAUCACUAUAAGUAUAGCAAGAAACUUGGGGUAUACAAUGAAUCUGUUGCUAUAAUGUAUUAUCCUUCCUAUGAAAAAGAUAUCAGAUUUAUUGAACUUUGGGUGAUGAAGGACCAUGUUGUUGAUGAGUGUUGGGUUCAAGUACUUAGAAUUGGACCUUUCUCAACUCUUUGGACUCCAUUGGGGUGUUGGGAAAAUGGGGUGGUCAUAUUGCAGAAUCAUAAGGAUGAGUUGUUACUAUAUGACCCCAUUAUUGGCAAAGCAGAGGCAGUUCCAACUAAUGGAGCUCCAAUGUUUUCUACCAGCAUUGCAACUUACAUGGAGAGCCUAGUUCCAGUGGAUGGAGGAAACAAAGAUCUGAAGGAGACUAAAUUUGUGUGAUGAGGUUAAUUUGAAUUUCAGACACUUUUAUAUUCAAUUCUGUGAUAGUUGUAAAUGUUAGACUCAACCUAGCUUCUGAAAGCCUCUGGGAACCAAUCUAAUUCGUUGCUGAACUUUUUGGUGUGACCAAUUCCACAUUUGCAUUAAGUAAUAGCAGGAUGCCAAUAUUGACUUAGAGGUCUUUAAGAGUUUAAGUCCAUGGUGCUUAA